GAAAACUGUAAAAAUGAAUACAGUGUUCAACAAUGAUGGCGCAUAAGGUGUGGAUAGCCUUUUUAGUACUUUAUAUCGGAAAAAGUGUCGCUGAAUUAUGCCAAGAAGGCCAACUUGAGGCAGUUACUGAAGAUUGUUCAAAAUUCAAGUUGUGCAGGGAAGGUCAGUGGAAGGGACUAACUUGUCUACCACCACACCAAGUAUUUGAUUCGUCCAAAGGAAAGUGUGUUUCAACUCGCAGCUUCUGCUUGUCCCAAAGAAGAUCAACUGAACAUUGCAAAAGGGACUUGUGCAAGCACGACCUCAGUGCACAAUGUAGCGACGGUCAGACGAAAACCUUGGGCUGUAAUCAUUAUUCCCAGUGCAUUUCAGGGGCUUGGACGCAAGUGGAAUGUAAGAAAGGCGAGACAGUCAAAGAAGGACAAUGUUCAGAAGGAACUUGCCAGCUUACCUUCCUUAGUUGUAGGGAAUAUAUAAUCAACGGGGAUCAUGUCUAUUGCGAAAGUGGAUACUACUUUGAUGAAAUUCUAUCCAAGUGCACGCCAGGAUUCUGCGAAAGCCAUGGAAGUGCGUGCAAAGAUGGUGAAAAAAAAGGAGUUAAUGGUUCCUGUAAGAAAUACCAAGAAUGCAGAGGAGGAGUUUUCGUUGAUAAGCAGUGCAGUCAUUGCCAAAAUUUUGAUGAAAAUCGUGAGAAAUGCGUUUUUGUUUGGGAUAAGCCUUGCAGUGAUGAAAAUACAACAACAACCACAACCACAACAACAACAACAACUACAACAACAACAACAACAACAACGAUAACUCCUACAACAGGCAUAACUACACCUACAACUACCUCUACAGCACCUCCUUUCAAAUGUUCGCCCGGCCAACGCAAGCCUGACUAUGAAAGGUGUAGCCAUUAUUUCGAAUGCGAUAAUGAAGGUAAUUGGAAGAACAAAUCAUGUUGGUGGAUUUUUUUCUUCAAGUUUGAUGUCAAUUCUUAUAGAUGUAAAUUUUGGAGUGCUAAAUGUGCCAAAAAAUAAUAAAUAUGCGAGAUAUAUAUACAAACUUCAAGAAUGUAUAUUUUUUUUACUGAAUAUUAAUGUUAUUACCAUUUUAGAAUAAAAAUUGGACUUGUAUAGCUCCCGAUUUAUUUCUUAAAAUGUUUAAUGAUUUCAUUUUUUCAUCGUGAACUAAUGGCUUUGACUCUUAUUAGUUUAUUUUAAAUACCAAGAAUAAUUUAUUUCCUUUACAUCAUUUUCGAAACAGCUAAAACAAAAUAGAUAAAAUUAAACGAGAAACCAAAACGAAAAAAAAAAAUAUUGAAAUCAAAGUUUCAAAUUAAAAUGAUGAAGAUAUUAAAAAAUAACAACAUUAAACAGGAAGAUAUAAUAUUAGUGAAUAGAUUCUUCAGAUGGCUAAAAUAUCUCCAUUAGUAGCAGGAAUUUUUCAUAUUUUACUGUUCAUUAUUUUAUACAUUUUUUUUAAGUCAUGAACCUUAUCUGCUUUUAAUGAUACAAAAGAUAACUGUUAACAAAUGAAAUAUUCAAACAUUUUUUUCUUUAGAAACCACGUGAUAACACUAUACUGAGCAGAUUUGCACUAAAUCAAUGUACCAUCAAUGUUCAGUUGUGCCAUCAUAAAUGUAUUUAAUUAAUAUUAUUAUUAUUUUUAAUAUAUCCGAAUAAAUAAAUAAAUUUAAAAAAAACUUGAAAUAUGUAGUAGAUCUUAUUGUUAGUGUGUUGCAUAUAAUAGGGAUAGAGAAUAAACAUAAUAAUAUAAGUAUUCACUUAAUAGGACCUAAAGGGAUUUACCAUUCAGAAAUAAAGAACUUACCGUCCCUAUCGUCAGUAAGAAAUUUUGACAGGAAAUUUAAUCGAAAGUAGGUUGAUGUUUAAUCCUCAUCAAGCUUAUCAUAUUGUGUAAGUUGGUGGAAUAACUGAUGGUAAGUUUUUCAAAUUUUCAAUCAAAAAAGAGAUUAAUGAAUAGGAUUUUCACUAAAUUUACCUCUAAGCCGCUUUAGUUUACGUAGGACGAAUGACUGUAGACCCAUAGUCAAAACCAUUAGCGGAUCCAGAAUUUCAUUCUGGGGAGGGCUUCAAAUAUAACGAUAAUUACUUUGGAAGAAAAAGAAAGAAGCUAACUAACUCUAAGAAAUGGUGUUUAAGUGAUUCUUGAAGUCCUAUUAAAUGUAAUUACACGAACAAUAAUACUUUAAGAGAUAUUUUUUUCCAUAAAGCAUGGUUACAUUUUACCAUUUUGGUGGGGGGAAUGGUUUCAGCCCGAAAGUACCUCAAGCUCUCCCCCCCCCCCCGUAGAUUCCCGGUGGUCAAAACUGACAACAAUUUUAUAGUUCACUUGAAGAGAAUUUAACCGAUCAAUAAACACCUUAAUUUUUUUAUCUGAAGUGAGAUGUUGUUACCUGUCAAAUCAUGUUGAAAUUUUAAAACUGUGUAACCGUGUAAUGUAAUAAAAUUGUGAAAUUUUAUCAUAAAGUGUUUUCCAAAGAAGCUUUUCGCUUCAAAUAUGCAUUAAUUUAAAUAUCAUAAAAACGACAUUAUCUAUAGAUAAAAGUUAGAAUAUACAUUACUAGAUAAUAAUGAUAAAUGCUCAUAACAAAAUUAAAUCUAAUCUAUUUUUUAUGCAUUAAUUAAUUACUAAUAUGCAUUAAUUUAAAUAUCAUAAAAACGACAUUAUCUAUAGAUAAAAGUUAGAAUAUACAUUACUAGAUAAUAAUGAUAAAUGCUCAUAACAAAAUUAAAUCUAAUCUAUUUUUUUUAUUAUUAUUUAUUAUGAUAUUUACAAUUAUAUAAAAAAUAAAUCUAGUAAAUUCGUACAUGGGUAUAAUGACAUGAAACACAUGUUGAGAAACCACCCACUGGUAACACUAUAAUAAUAUGUCUAUAUUAGGAGAUCACGGGGCCAUCUUCUUUUCAGACGCCUCGGAAGGUUACCAGGAAUUGAAUAGAAAGCAAGGUUAGAAACAAGAGGGUUGGGAUGGUUAUGAAGUUUAUCAUGGAAGGAUAGAUAUCUAGAUUGGGCCAAAUCUGAAACAUAAGAAACAUUAAGGUCAUUGUGGAUGAUUUAAUUCGUAACAAGGUAAGGAGCAUUGAGGAUUAUACGAAGGAUUUUGGACUGUAAGGAUUGGAUACGAGAGGAAUUUGAAGGUUUGGUGGAGCCCCAUAGCUCCACAACUCCGUAAGUCCAAAUAGGCCUUAUUUUAGCCAUGUAUAUGAGUCUAUUGUAAUUGAUUAAAAAGGUUAAAGCGUUUGUCUAGUAAGUGCUGAAGUAGUCGGAAACGUCGAGGGGUUUCUUGCCGUUUUAGUCUGGUAUGAGGAUUCCAAGUUAGACGUUUGUCCAGUACAUAAACUAAAACAUGUGAUAUAACAAGAUACCUAAAUAUCUUCAUAUAACCUUUUCUUACUUUAUCAUCUUUUACUAUUACAGUACUUCUCUGGUAGUCUAAAAAUAAAAUACAGUUUUGUCAUGAUACAUUUUUCUUUAUUUAGUAAAACGCAUGUCCAAUAAAUAAGUGUAACAUUUAUAUUUAUUAUGUGAGUACAAUAUGUCCCUCCUUGUUCAUCAUUUCCUCUACUAUUUCGGAGCAGUGUGAGGGAGUAUUUUAUAUGUAAAACCUAAUAUUAUCAUAGUUUGGUAUUAUUUAUUAUAUUUAAUAUAUAACUUAUUAUGUCGAGCAAUCUUUCCCAUUCAUUGUUGAAAGCGGACUGUAAUGUAAACCAGUGAUACUUAAAAAUGUAGGUCUGUACUGUUAUUGUCUAAUAUUUAUAUUUUCCUAAGAUGAAUCAAGAAUUAAAUGUUAAUUUUAUUAGAAAUGUGCUCAUAAUGUUAGCCAAUGUUUUUUAAGGAAGAAGCGGUUUUUAUUGAAUAGAAGGAAUUGUUCAAAAACUGUUCAAGAUAAUUUAAUUCAAAGUACACCAUCGUAAAGUUGAUACAUGUUUAUUUUUUAAAGGAAGCCGUGAUUAAGUUUAAUAAGGUCAAUGAUAAACGGGACUUUAUGGCCUCUGUAUUGCUAAAGUACCACAGUACAUACACGAGCAGCAUGCUCUACGCAGCGGCCGUGUUAGACCUCCUGAAAAUCCCUUUCAUCAUUGACCUUGGUAAAUUUUAUCACUAUUAUUUAAGAAUUUAAUCUUAACUUCUUAUUUAAUUAAAAACGUGACCACAUGAAGAAAAAGACAUAAUUGGUCUUAACUCGUUUUCCGUUCGGAAUUGGCCCAUGCAUCAAAUGAACUUUUGAGAUGGAAUUUUGUCUAAAAUUAGCCCCCCCCCCUUCCAGUGUUUAGCCAUUUAGAACUGAGACACCC
This is a messenger RNA of Nezara viridula (southern green stink bug), 4304 nucleotides long. Lineage: Eukaryota; Metazoa; Arthropoda; Insecta; Hemiptera; Pentatomidae. The record is from the annotation of a GenBank genome assembly.